AUGCACUCUCAUGGCAUUGGGCAUCUUCUUCGAAGCGGCAAUGAACGUCAAAAUCAUCUAGCUAAAGUUGUUAGAAAAGAACGUCAAUCGCCACCUAUUGGGUUGACCAUGGAAGAACGUCAAUCACCACGUGCUAAUGUCGGUCACAAUGAACCAAGAACACAAAAUUUGAUUGAUCGUGUUGGUACUUCUGGAAGAUCAAGUGCACCGCAUCCAAACACGCGAAUUAAUCAUCCGUUGUCAGAUCUGAACUUGUCGCUUGGAAAUGGUAAAGACCAUGCCAGCAAAGCAAAAGUUGGUGCUGAUUUGAGUUUGUCACUCGGACUAAGCAGGGUCAUCGUCUACGUAAUUCUGUCGUAUAUGCCGACUGUUUUCUCUUCGGCAUUCAUACCCAAGCCCCUUCUUACUUCUACUGACACACAAGGAUCAUUUUUGCAUGCAGUUGCGAAUUUUGAAUUUUCAAGGGCUCGAUCGGGACUUCAAUUCGGGGAUGCUCCUCUGCUGCCUCGUGGGACAAGGAUCAAGCACGAUUGCUAUUCUGCCGUCUCAUCAAUCAAGGGUCAAGCACCAAGACUGAUCAAUAGCACAGAGUUUGCCACCAUCACCGCGUCAUCCUCAGAAUCGAGAAAGAAGCGUACGCCAUUGUAUUUGCUUCCUGAAAAAGAUCAGAGUGUGCUGAAAGCUGCAAAAUUGUUCUUUGAAAACGAUAAUAUAUCACUUGAUCAGGCAAAGGGUAGAUUUAGCGUUUCAGAGAAAACUUCUUCGAGCUCCCAAAAUUCUGCUAUAGCCUCUCAGCCAAUUCAUUCCGUUCCAAGUGUGAAUUCUCCUACAUCCAGCAGUAGCGGAAUCGCAGAAACGGGGCUCCGACCAUUCUCGAGUGGAAUGAUUCGUCAUGAUAAGAAAGGACCAAAGCCAGUAGGAUAUGAUACGAAUCAGCAAACAAUAGCACGUCAUGCAGAACGGUUGAUACGUAAAGGUACGACUAAUAGCGAAAACGACGCAUUGAAUCUAGGAAAGGCAAAGAUAUUGGCAAAACAAAAGCGUAAAAGUGAAUUAAUGGCAUCAUGGAGACACAUGGCAAGAACUGAUCCAUCUCAAGCUCGACAGAUGAAGACUAAUGUGCCUAUUCGACGAUCAAAAGCCCACUAUGUUUCUCUCCGAGCACAUCAAUUGGACCAUCAGGGUAAAGCUAAGGGUAUGGAAGCUGCCACUCAGAUGGCUAAAACGGAGAUGGAUCAAGCGCUUUCUCGCAAAAAUCAGAGAGCACGACACCUUCAAGCAAGACGUAAGCUGCAGAACGGUCAACAAGCUGUUUGA
This is a messenger RNA of Meira miltonrushii, 1317 nucleotides long. RefSeq lists its product as uncharacterized. The coding region runs from base 1 to 1317 and encodes 438 amino acids. The transcript is spliced from 4 exons. Lineage: Eukaryota; Fungi; Basidiomycota; Exobasidiomycetes; Exobasidiales; Brachybasidiaceae. The record is from RefSeq and is a predicted model, not a curated record.